UGAAAAAUAUGUCUGAGGGGAUUUGCGAGGUGUCUGAGCCAGCUAUCUAAUGUUGGCAUACUACUACCCACAAGGUAGACAGCGAUGUAUUGUCGGAUUGACUGAGACGGAUAGUUAAAAAAUUUGGGAGGUGCACGUCAGGCCACGGAGAGGUGCUCGGAGAGGGUUUGCAACGACGGAGAGGGCUCUCCAUGUCUCUGUGUCUGCGAAAACGGACGACCAUAAAUUCGGCUUUAGUGCUGAAAGGAAAGGAAGGAGGACCAAACAACACACUGGUAUCUGUCCAGAUUUUAAAGGGCUUUGAACAAGAUUUGAACAGUUUAAGACUUAUGUUCCCUUUUUAACUCAGAGACUUUACAAGUAAACCUUACCAUUGCUGCAAUAUAGUGAUACAUGUGUUCAGAUUUAGAGAAAACACACCACUGAGAUUUGUGUUAAAAUAAUUCUGCUUGCCUACCUAAUUCUCAGUGGUACCCAGUGACUUUUACCAAAUGUGCCUUAGCUGGCAAUCAGGUAAAUCUUAUAUGACAUCCUAAAUUAGCUUUGAGGUUUGGAGCUAACGUUUUCUUGAAUUAUUAGAGCCAAGCGCACAUAGCAUUUCGGUAGAAAUUGGGUUUUUUCUCAUCAAUGAGGGUGAUGCUGGGCCAGCUACAACAGCAGUUUUCCCCUCUACCAGGACGGUACUAUCAACCAACAGACACACCCCCUUUCUUGAUUUUCAACGGCGUAGUAUUUUUCUGUCUGUUCCCUGGUAAGUGUCCUCUGCAUGACAGAACCUGUUAAGAGGGAUUAGUCAGUGGGGGGAACCAAACAGUUAAGAUGCAUCCGUCAUGUGGACGUGAGUGGUCAAUUUCACCCCAAAACUAAUACAAUUCGCCUCGCUAUCUUGUAGUGAUGCCUGGUUGCAUCUUAGAUGCCCUGGGUGGUGGUCCGUGAAUCAUGCAGACGCAUGCGCCGUGGAGUCGCUGCUGCAGAGCGUUCGCUGAGGAGAAUCGACGCUGCCAAGACAACACACAUGCAGACGUAGAGCCACUAUUUCAGCACCGCGGCCGUCCACCAUUGCAUGUCAGUGUUCAAUAAGUCAUCGAUUAUGGAGGCACCGUGUACUAACGCAUUUGGUCUCUGACAUGUGUCAAGGCUCGUAACUUACUAGUAACAGCUGUGCUGCGUGCAUAGGCAACAAAACAAAUCAAGAGAAAUAAUUACCGCGGGUGUUUGUCACACCUCCUGGCCACUGUAAGUGUGUGUGUAUAGGGGGCAGCCAUGCCUCUGGUGAAGAGGAGCAUCGAGCCAAGGCACCUGUGCCGACGGGCCCUUCCUGACGGGGUGACCAGUGAGCUGGAGUGCGUCACCAACAGCACCCUGGCGGCCAUCAUCAAACAGCUGGGUGGUUUGAGCAGACAUGCUGAAGACAUAUUUGGGGAGUUGUUCAAUGAGGCCAACAGCUUCUACAUUCGAAUGAACCACUUGCAAGACAGAGUUGAUCAGUUGGCUGUCAAAGUGACACAACUUGACUCCACAGUGGAGGAGGUGUCACUGCAGGACAUCAACAUGAGGAAGGCCUUCAGGAGCUCUAUCACACAGGACCAGCAGGUGGUGUCCAGAAACUCCAUCCUUAACUCCGUCCUGGAGAUGUACCAGCGCUGUGACAAGCCCCCGCCCCUCAACAUCCUCACCCCAUACAGGGAUGAUAAGAAGGAUGGCCUGAAGUUCUACACAGAUCCUUCCUACUUCUUCAACCUCUGGAAGGAGAAAAUGUUGCAAGCCACAGAAAACAAACGGAAAGAGAAAAGGAGGCAAAAGCAAGAGCAGAAGCAAGUGGAAGACCCUGGCCGUGAGGUGAAAAAGGUCCGCAAGGCUCGGAAUCGCAGGCAGGAGUGGAACAUGAUGGCCUACGAUAAGGAGUUCCGCCCAGACGCGCGCCUCACCCCCUCACCCUAUCAUGGCAUGUCCUCUGAGGGCUCCCUCUCCCCUGACAGGUCUGGCAUGUCAGAUGAGCUCUCCUACCCAGCCAGCCCCAACCACCCACCUCAGGAGGUUGGUGGCCCUGGUCCGGACGGGAUGGACUCAGCUCCUUCGCAGACCCAGUCUCUAGAUCGGGCCUACCGACCCCCAGCCUCUGCUACAGCAUCGGGCGCAGCUCGUCAGCACUCUCUGGGCCGUGUGCCGUCCCACCCACCCACAGACUCGGCCCUCAAUGGGCCCCGGCCUGCAGCAGCCAAAGACUACAGUGGUCACCAGAUGCCAGAGCCCUUUGUCCCUCCCGCUCCCCCUCCUCCCCCUCCCCUCAUCCCCUCCGCCCAGACGGCCUUCGACAGCGCUGCCGGUGGAUGCCCCCCCACCCUGGCCCCUGGUACUGUGGCGGCCAUCUCCCGCCCCUACAGCCCCUCCCCUCCUCCCGCUCCCCCUGCCUCCUACGUCCCCUCCCCAUCCCAUCCGGCAGGUGCUGGUGGUCCCCCCGUUGCACCUCCUCCGCCCCCUCCGGGUCCCCCCACCUACGCCCCAUCUCCGGCCCGCGCGGGCCACCCAGCCUCCGGGGACACGCUGCCCAGGAAGGGCCAGGUGCCACUCAUCCCGAUAAGCGACGCCCGCAGCGACCUGCUUUACGCCAUCCGCAGAGGUAUCCAGCUGCGUAAGGUGCAGGAGCAGAGGGAGCAGGAGGCCAAGAAGGAGCCGGUGGGGAACGACGUGGCCUACAUCCUGGCACGACGCAUCGCCGUGGAGUACAGCGAGUCCGACGACGACUCCGAGCCGGAGGAUAACGAGUGGUCAGACUGAGGAAGAGGAGGAAGGAGAAGAAGGUGGGGAAUGGAGAGAAAAUCGGAGGAGAGGAGACAGGAUACUCCCGGAUCAACACAUUGCUGCUAUUUCAGAAAUAGGAUAUACACUGCACACACACACACACACACACACACACACACACACACACACACACGUAUCCUUACACACAGACACAAACACAGACACACACAUACACGAAGAGGGAAAUAUGAGAAAGCACAUGAGAGAUAUAGAGAGAUAUAGAAAGAGGAAGAAUAUAGGAUGCAGACAAAACAGAGUUUACCAUACCAUAAAAACUGCAUUUCAAACAGUGAAAUAGUGAAUAAUAUACAGUAUAUGUGCAUUUUAAAUAGUUUAUCUAUAAAUUCCAAAGUGAAUAUAUUGUAUCUCAGUCAUUAACAUAGAAGUGGUCUGGCAAUGAAAGAUUGAUGAAUUAGUGACAGAAAGAUAAAGAGAGGCUUGUACUUUGAAAGUAAGCACAGAUAGCCAACAUCUGCAGUAUUUACAUCAAACAACUAUGAAACUAAGUGUUUUGUUCCUGAACUGCCAAGAAUAUCUUUGUUCAAACGAUAUGCGUGUUUUUACUUGAUGUUUUAUUUGACAUUUCUUUAGAAAACUGCCGUUACAAAGUUUUGUGUGCUCCUGUCUUGGUACCCAUCUGUGUUCCAUGGUUCGAUAGAAGAAUUCAGAUCAAUGUCAGAUCAUUGCACUUGUCAGUCAGUGAACACGUAAUGUGCCCUACUGUAUUUGCCUGCGGUCCAGCUCUUGUGGCGUAGCGUCACAGUGUUGGCACCCUUUGAAUCUGUGACUACACACACGCACACAGUGACAGCUACAGAUUUGCUCUCUGAAGUCUACCAACCUUUGAUUUGGCUAGCACAGCAGAAAUCUGUCAAACUCCAGUCCCUUCAGCCCUAGCAUUAUUAUAAACGUCUCCUUUGUAUUGUCUUCUCUUUAACUAGGAUAAUAUACACCCUUCACAAGGAUGAUUAUCCACAGUGGAAAUCAAGACAGACAAGAUCAUGAUGGAGAAGAGUAUUUUGCUGAGCUGAGAGAAAGAGGCCUGUGCUUAAAUAGUAUUUAAUUGCAUUUCUGGGCCUCUCUGCUGUGGCAGAUGGGUAGGCUUCGCACUCUUUGGGAAUAGUCCAUUAGUCUGUUGCAUGCAGCAGUCUCAGAUCCAUCUGUAAGAAGUCCAGUGCAGUCGCAGUUGUGGUUGUAGUCGCAGUACCAGUGCAUCGCUGGACGUUUAGAGGCCACCUCUCACAUUCCGUGGAAACCAAAUAGGUGAUUUCAUAUCCGUAGUACAUAUACCUCAAACACUGGGUGUCCUCUUGACAAUACUGUGUGCCAGGGAAGCUUCUCAUACGCCACCCCUGCUCUUGCUGGAUGAUGGUCUGCCCAUUGGGGGUGGAAAGUGCAAAAUAAAUGGCCCAGUGGCCUUCUGUAUUAAUAUUUAAUUUCCAGAUCAUACUGCAGCCUUAAUCAGAAUCAGUUCAGUAAAAUAUCUACUGUACAAGAAGACAUACAUUCAGAUUUGUGGAAAAUUAUGAAUAUUUUACCAGCAUCAGGCCAGUGUGGUUUAAAUGACAAAAUGCAGUAUAUAUCUGCCUUAGCUCACAUAAACAAGAUUUGAUCAAAGGUAAUGAGUAUAUCAGAUGAUUCAGGCCUUUCAGACCAUUUAAUUUGGACUUCUCUGACGUCUCCUCCAUUGUUGAUGGUGUGCUGCAAGUGGUUAAUGUUGGAUGGAAGAAGCAGUAGAUUGGCUCAGCAACCCUUUGGCUUUUAUGUAACACACAGUGAUUAGUAGGGUUGACUGCUGCCUAACCCAUACUGUAGCAGUUAGCCAAGCACUUCGAUAUCUACUGUUUUUCUUUAUAACAAAAGGCUUUUUCAUUUGUUCCUUUGCUCUGUUGUUGACAGUGUUGUGGUGAAUAUUGAUACCCUUACUGACAGUGAGUAAACUCCUUCGUUGUUAUUUUUUAUUAUCUAAAAAAUAAGGUGGAUAGUAACUGUAUGGGGAAUACUUUGCCAUGUUCUUUUAUUACUUCUGUGAUAGUUUAUUUUUUCCCUUCAAGCAUAUACUGUGUAGACAGUAGUUCUGAUCCCUAAUGAUUCCACUGUGUGUGUGGAUGCAUGUGUGUGUGUGAGAGAGCAUAUGUGUGUUUGUCUCCUUAUAUGCAUCAGUGUGUAUUUGUGUGUUACAGAUCUCUAUGCCUCUUUCCUUUGUUUGAUUUGCAUUUUGUGCCGAAACACUUUAUUAACUUGAAAGCUACACAUUGGCCAUUUUUUCAGUACCUUUGACUGAAAUGUGAAAUGUACCCUGGAUGCAAAAGAUAGGGCCCUGCAUAUGACAGAGUCUGUGAUGAAGAGUCAUUGGUCCUGUGAUUUAUAAAGUACAGUAUUGAUGUGUUUUACAAUCCAUUGUUGUAUAGAUUUUUUGUAACACUGCUUGUACAAGGAACUUGGGCAUAUACGUAUCAAGCGACAUAUCACAUGGAAUCAGAUAUGCUUUCAAUCAAUAUGCAUGUAAUAAAAUGAAUAAAAAUGGAAAGAUAGAAA
This is a messenger RNA of Clupea harengus (Atlantic herring), 5340 nucleotides long. RefSeq names its product actin-binding protein WASF3. Gene Ontology annotation, cellular component: cytoskeleton; SCAR complex. Lineage: Eukaryota; Metazoa; Chordata; Actinopteri; Clupeiformes; Clupeidae. Gene Ontology annotation, molecular function: protein kinase A regulatory subunit binding; Arp2/3 complex binding; actin binding. The record is from RefSeq and is a predicted model, not a curated record. Gene Ontology annotation, biological process: actin cytoskeleton organization; positive regulation of Arp2/3 complex-mediated actin nucleation.